AUGGAGUUACAGAAUUACUUGCAGCUAAAGACGGGGCGCAUCCAUUCAUUAUUUGAUAUGGGAAUGCGCAUUGCCGUUGCCAGGUUUGACGACGUUAGGUGCGGAGGGUUUCGACAACAGCCCGAUGUCGUCACAGAUCCUGUUGAUCCUGUUGACCAUUGCUGUUGCCAGCGCGAUGUCGUCACAGAUCCUGUUGAUAAGGCGUCAUUGAAUGCCAUUGCUGUUGCUAGGUUUGACGACAUCCUGUCGUCACAGAUCCUGUCGUUAACUGAUGUCGUCCAGAUCCUGUCGUUAACUGACAACAGCCCCGAUGUCGUCACAGAUCCUGUUGAUAGGCCUGUCGUCUUUAGAUGCUGUGUUCAAUGCUGUUGA
Molecule: messenger RNA, 372 nt
Organism: Paraglomus brasilianum
Lineage: Eukaryota; Fungi; Glomeromycota; Glomeromycetes; Paraglomerales; Paraglomeraceae
Source: the annotation of a GenBank genome assembly